AUGAACAGCUGGCUGAAACAAUCUGGAGCGGUAGGCCUGGACAGCCUGGAGCUUGCCGACUUCCCAGACACCGGGCGCGGCGUCAAAACACUACGGCCUUUCAAGGAAGGAGAAAAGAUUCUCACCAUUCCAGCAGGCAUUCUCUGGACGGUCAAACAUGCAUACGCUGAUCCCCUUCUUGGACCAGCCCUGCGCUCUGCGCAACCGCCCUUGUCUGUCGAAGACACCUUGGCUACGUACAUUCUCUUUGUGAAAUCUCGCGAGUCGGGAUACGAUGGCCAGCGAAGCCAUAUAGCAGCGUUGCCUACGAGCUACUCUUCAAGCAUCCUCUUUGCGGAAGAUGAUUUGGAAGCUUGCGCUGGAACUUCCCUGUACACCAUCACGAAGCAGCUGGAGCAAUCAAUCGAAGAUGAUCACAGGGCCUUAGUUGUGCGGUUGUUUGUACAGCAUCCGGAUCUUUUUCCACUGGACAAAUUUACCGUGGAAGAUUAUAAGUGGGCUCUUUGCACCGUGUGGAGUCGUGCGAUGGACUUCGUCCUGGCCGAUGGGAAUUCGAUUCGACUUUUGGCGCCCUUCGCGGACAUGUUGAACCACACGUCCGAGGUCAAGCAGUGUCAUGUCUACGAUCCCUCAUCUGGAAACCUCUCUGUCCUUGCAGGAAAAGAUUACGAAGCCGGAGAUCAGGUAUUUAUCAACUACGGACCGGUCCCGAAUAGUCGCCUUUUACGUCUCUAUGGCUUUGUCAUUCCCGGUAAUCCCAACGACAGCUACGACCUCGUUCUUUCAACGCACCCUCAGGCGCCAUUUUUCGAACAAAAGCAGAAGCUCUGGGUAUCGGCUGGACUUGAUUCGACCGCUACCAUCCCCCUCACUCUCACCGAUCCGCUACCGAAAAAGGUCCUUCGAUAUCUCCGUAUUCAGCGAUUGGACGCUUCGGGUCUCGCUGUCAUAGCGCGCCAGCAAACCGAUGCUACAGAUGGGAAAAUCAGUGAUUCGAACGAAGUAGAAAUCCUGCGGUUCCUGGUGGAAUCCUUUAAUUAUCUUCUAGAUGGUUUCGGAACGCCGCUGGAAAAGCUGGAACAACAACUUGCGGAAGGUGUCUAUUCUCCGGGAGGGAACGCAUGGGCUGCGGCGCACGUUAGCUUGGGCGAACAGCGGGUGUUGAGAUUGGCGAGAAAGAGAGCGGAGGAGUUGCUAUCGGCAGUGGAGAGCGGAAGUGGCAAUGUGAGGAAUCGAUGCGCAAAUUGCGGAAAGGGUUCUGCGCAGUUGAGUUUGUGCGGAAGGUGCAAAGCCGUUGCGUAUUGUGGGCGGGCGUGCCAGGUCGCUCAUUACAAACAGCACAAGGCAAGAUGUCAAGCUACCGCUUCCAAGAGCGGUUGAGGUUCAGGGAUGAUAAUAAAAGUAAUGUAUUAUUCU
This is a messenger RNA of Neurospora tetrasperma FGSC 2508, 1416 nucleotides long. RefSeq lists its product as uncharacterized. Gene Ontology annotation, cellular component: nucleus. The record is from RefSeq and is a predicted model, not a curated record. Gene Ontology annotation, molecular function: protein-lysine N-methyltransferase activity; protein binding. The coding region runs from base 1 to 1380 and encodes 459 amino acids. The transcript has 2 exons. NCBI's taxonomy places the organism in Eukaryota, Fungi, Ascomycota, Sordariomycetes, Sordariales, Sordariaceae. Gene Ontology annotation, biological process: peptidyl-lysine monomethylation.